AUACGAAGAAGUAUCAUAACAAAACUUUUACAAUCUGUGAUUAAUUCUACGUAAAAUUUAAAAAAAAACUAACUUUUUCUAAAAAAGUAUAUAAAUAUGGGAGCACCUGAAUUACCUAACGAUCCUGGAGAGGAGGAUUUACGUACCACACAUAUUGUACAUCAUCCUCCCGCACCCAGUGAUGAUAGUGAUGACAAUGAAUCUAUACAAGAUACAGGUGCCUAUGAUGGUUAUCAACCCUUAUCAAUGGAUGAGAAUAAUAUUGAUUAUGGUCAUAUUCGCGUAAAUGCUCCCGAUGAUGUCGACGAUCUUAAUGAUGCACAUCAUAAUAGAGAAGGAUUUACUAGAAUACAAGAGAAUAGGGACUUGGAUGAAGGUGAGCAGUUGGAUGUGGUGCAUGGUGAUCCCAAUAUGCCUCAAAUAGAAACAGCCGAUGUUGAAAUCGAAAGAGCAAUUUGGAAUCAACCACGGCCACAGGAGUUACAAAUUGAAUUGGAUGGCAAUAAGACACAGCAGAUCUUAAAUGCCAUGGCCAAUUUUCAAUUACCCAAUUUAUCUGUGCCUGAAUGGGCGGCCGGUGUACCCGAAGAACGCUGGAAGGAGGAGCUACUACAACGUAUACGACAAAGAAAACCUUCUGAUAAUAACUCUAAAAUGGAAGUGGACAAUGAACCUAAGUAGAAAACAUUCCCCCAAUAGAAGUUCUAAUAUAUAUAAUAAAUAUAUACAUAUAUAAAGUAGUUAUUAUAUCAUAGAUUUAAAAUUCAUCUUGCUAUUAUUAAACGUAUUAUACAUAUUAAACUAAUAAAAAUAUAAACCCCAUAUAAUAACAAA
Lucilia cuprina (Australian sheep blowfly) is the source of this 834-nucleotide messenger RNA. RefSeq lists its product as uncharacterized. The transcript has 2 exons. NCBI's taxonomy places the organism in Eukaryota, Metazoa, Arthropoda, Insecta, Diptera, Calliphoridae. The record is from RefSeq and is a predicted model, not a curated record. The coding region runs from base 97 to 681 and encodes 194 amino acids. Gene Ontology annotation, biological process: spermatogenesis.